AUGGCCACAUAUGUUGCAAUCCGAGUGAAAAUUUUCAAGCAAAAGUUGAAGCUACCAAAUGGAAAACGAUACGAGAUAAACGACCCAGAGAUACCUGACCUACCUAUUGAAGUACUCAGUCAGUCACGCAGGGAAUGGUCCGGGGUGAUCCAGAAAGUUUAUAAAGGAUUUGAGAAACUCAAACAUACCACAACGGUUAACAUCUAUUCACCUUUCUAUGAUUCAUUAUGCGGAGUAGGAACUCUCAUUAAUGAUGAAAUCUAUGUUAUCAUGGGUACAUUUGGUCAUGGGGGACUUAAUUUUGAAUUCUGUGAUUGGCAUCAUUCAUGGAAGACCGUCACACCGAAGCAAAGAAAAGGACUCAGAUACUGGUAUGCUGAAAACUGUAGUUGUCAGAUUGAUACCUGUGGAUUACAGCAUCCAUGUCGGGAAGCGGAACCAAACACCUUACCUAGUAGUUGUGAAUGGGAUGCGUGGCAUAGUAGAUGUACCAAUCAACAUACAGCAUGCGUAAUGACUGCACAAGGCUGCCAAUGGCAUCAAUCAAAAGACUUAAAACAGUGUUUGAAAUCACCUUGAUAUGGAUCAACUCACUGAACACUACUCUACACUCAAGUGUUUAACACCUUAAGCAUGUGAUGACACCUUUACCAUCAUUCAUCCUUCAGCUGGCAAAGAUCUUUAUAAAAUGGAUCAAAUUUAUAUGUUUUGGGUGAAAUUUCCAUUUAAAACUGAAGUUAUGGCUUAAACCUCUGAGUGUCUGAGGGUGCAUAUUUUUUUUUUAUAACUACACAUUUCACUUUAAAGGAACUGCUCCUCACAUGUUUUUAGAUGAAAUAAACAAAUCAUAUGUUUAAAAGGAAUAUUCUUCCUGAAGCAGUCUGAGGCUAAGAGUUGUGCAUUUCAAAGCAACGCCAUUCCAGAAGCCUUUUAUUUUCUCUAUGUUAUUUAUUUAUGAAAAUUCAUGAUUUCACUUCACUAUGUAAGUCAAGGAAAUCCAUCUUUAAGUCCAAAUAGUACAUCAAAACUUAAGUUUUUCCCCAAAAAAGAAUGAGUUGGGGAAACUAGACACACAUUUUAUUUUUUAUGAAGUCAUAUAUGUAAGUAUUUUAAAUUAAAAAUUUAGGUAUCAUGGAAUCAAAAUCAGCAUUAGAAAUGAUAGCCUGCAAUGUGUCUUAUUAACAAAUUAUUCAUUCAUAACCAUAUGCAUUAUUUCUCUAUUUGAGAUAUCUUUAAAACAUGUUAAAAUGUGAAUAUGCCUUGAUAUAAAUUAAUCUUUACAUUUUGUAUUACAAACUGUACAUAAGGGAUGAAAAAAUAGAUGUUUAAGAGCUGUUUUUUGUUUUGUCUUUUAACAUGUAUAUUGUAUAAUUUUGUAUAAAAAUGUUUUUAUAUACACAUUUUUCUAUUUCUUCAUAUUUUGCUUUGUCUAUUCUUCAUUGCUUUUAGUAGAAAAUUUUGUGAACUCAACCUUUGUUUCAAAAUGAUUGUAAACAUUCACACUGAAAACUUAAUUCAACAAUGAAAAAAAAUCCAAUGAAUCCUCAUUGGAACUUCUAAAUAAACAUCCUUCAUUGAAUAUCUUUGCAUACAAUGUGGGUUUAUUAUAGGGACUGAACAAAGACUAGACAGUAAUCACACUUAACAUGCUAACAAAGAAAAACAAAUAGCAGUUUGUGUAAAUCAUACAAAGUAAUCUUCUUAUUUUCUAUCUUAUAACUUUGUAAAUGUUUUUUCAAUGUUAUCAUGUACCAUGUGCAAUGUGCUAAAUACUGUAUAAUCAUUAUAUUGUGAUGUGAUGUUUGUGCUAUUUUAUUUGAUGUGUUUGUAAAUUAAUAAAUGAUGGAGAGGCAUAUAUGAAGGUAGGAGAAUUAAAAAGAGACAAAAAGUAAAGAUUGCUGAUGGAAAAAUAAAGUUAUCAAUAAUGAAGCAACACCAUGGAAAUAAUUGAAUUUAAUAGUGAAAAUCAACUUAUAAAAUUUCAUAUUUUGUAUCAACCAACAUAUUAAAAAUACAUGUAGCAAUGACAUAUUUCCCACUCUGUAAAAACUGAAGUGCUAAUUUAGCACUUACAGUGCUUGUAUAGUGACUGCACUACGAGUGCUGAUUUUCUAGUUUAAAUUUGAACUAGAAAAUUAGCACUCGUAGUUCAGUCAGUAUGCAAGCACUGUAAGUGCUAAAUUAGCACUUCAUAUUUUACAGUGCAAAUGAAUGUGUGUUCAAAUCAUACUUAUUGAUCUUAAUAAGAUGGUUACUACAGAUUUAUAGUUAAAUAAUGCAGAUAUCACCUGAAUAAAUGUACUCUUUGUCUUUAAUUGCAUUUUCAGGGAAAUUAAGAUCUGUUUAAUGAUAGAGUAAUCAUAAUGCAAUAAUAAAGGUAUGGACAUGUAUCAUAGAACACAUAUUCUAAACAUGAUUUCCAUGGGAAACUUAGAGAUCGUAUGCAUAUUAGUGUUCAACAAGUUCCAAUUUUUGAUCAAUUUGGAAGGUGAAAGAGGAAAAGGUUCAUUCAUGUUGUAUAUUCUGCUUUGUGCACUUAUCAGUAACAUUUAUCAUGUCUUUUUACAAGCCUUCUUCUUUUCUAUUAUAAAAUAAACAUUUUGAAAAACUAACAAAA
Messenger RNA from Lytechinus pictus (painted urchin), 2617 nucleotides. Its product is annotated as metalloproteinase inhibitor 4-like. The coding region runs from base 1 to 579 and encodes 192 amino acids. Gene Ontology annotation, cellular component: extracellular matrix. Gene Ontology annotation, biological process: negative regulation of endopeptidase activity; negative regulation of membrane protein ectodomain proteolysis. Lineage: Eukaryota; Metazoa; Echinodermata; Echinoidea; Temnopleuroida; Toxopneustidae. Gene Ontology annotation, molecular function: protease binding; metalloendopeptidase inhibitor activity. The transcript is spliced from 4 exons. The record is from RefSeq and is a predicted model, not a curated record.